AUGUCGCCCCAGCGCCGCGACUCGGACGAGUCGCCGCGAAAGCGGCGCCGGACCGAGGCCCAGGCGACGGGCAGCCAGAGUGCGACAGGCAAGCUGAUGAGCUUCCUGGGCUGCCUCGCGCGGAGCCCAGCCGAGUCUUUGACACUGCUUGUGAAAAACAAGAUGAAGGAGAUCAAGGGCAGAUCAAAAAUGGUGCAUAUACGCUUAGCCAUAGGCAAAGCCGUCGCUCACUAG
Messenger RNA from Symbiodinium natans, 234 nucleotides. The record is from the annotation of a GenBank genome assembly. Lineage: Eukaryota; Dinophyceae; Suessiales; Symbiodiniaceae.